AUGAAUGAAGAAACCUAUAUAUCAGCUGAGGUGCAGGGUGCUUGCAGUGCCCUUGGGUUUUUUGAUGGGAAAGAUUAUCAUCCUGAACCAGACUGCCUGGAAACUGUGAAAGAUCUUAUUCGUUUGCUGCGAAGAGAUACAGCCAAUCAUGACAUCAGGAGACAAUUAGGAGCAGCUGGGAUCCUUCAAUCUGACAUCAUUCACAUUCUUAUUCAUUCAUAUAAGAAGAAGAUGGAGUUGUUUGAUGUCACCCUAAGGUUAAUGGUGAACCUGACAAACCCAUCUUUACUCUUGUAUAAUGAAGAGCUACCAGAAGACAAAGCAGGACGUAACUACUUCCUGCAAAUUGUUUCUCACUUGCAAAGAUGCAAAGAAGCAUUCACCAAUGAGCGACCAUGGAAAGUGCUCGUUGAUGCUCUUGGAGAUCUUCUGAACAAGAGCUGGGAAGACAGGAUGGAGGAUGAUCGAGUCAUGCUGGAGAGGAUACUGGUCUUGACACGGAAUAUUCUCCAUGUUCCUGCUGAUCCUCAGGCUGAGAGUAGAGCAGAGGGGGAUGCCUCUAUCCAUGAUCAGGUGUUGUGGGCAAUACAUCAGUCUGGAAUGGAGGAUAUUAUGCUGUAUAUUGCAUCAACUGAUUCAGAGAAAGAUUACUACCUGCAUGUACUUGAGAUACUUUCACUCAUGCUCAGGGACCAGGAUCCUCGAGAGUUAGCUGGGUCAGGAAGAGCUCGAACCCAAUCUGAAAAGGAGAAAGAUGCUCGGGAGCUUGCAGAGGCAUUGUCCAGAGAGAAGAAACUCUCUGCUUCUAAGAAUCCAAUCUCUCACAGGCACUCUCGAUUUGGUGGAACGUAUUGUGUGAAGAAUGUAAAGAGCAUCUCAGAGAAUGAUAUUAUCUGCCACAACCCUGUGACCAGCUUAACAGGCCUCUCCUUCGACUACCGCAAGGUCGCAUUUUUUGUCUUUUCUUCAAGGAGCUCUCUGUGUCAUUGUAUCUCUGUUCUCUGCUUAGACCACAUCUGCUAUACUCCUGAACAGACUCGACGGAGAGUACCAAAGAAUCGUAGGAUGGCUGAAGACGGGGUGAAGGCAGAGAAAAAUCAGUCUGCUCUCUCUGUUCGACUCAUUCUUAGAGAACUUGCUUUGGAAUUCCUGAAUGGCGAAUCAGUAAUUUCCUUGAUUUAUUAUGCCAGUGAGACAAUGGGGAUGUCCUUGUUCCAUUGGGUACAGACACAAAUGGAAAAAUACCUAGAAAUGAUGAGAGCGGACAAGAAGAAGCUGCGACUCUGGUCUAAACGUCUUCAUCUGGGAUUGAAAGCCUAUCAGGCACUUAUUUCAAGUGUGGGAGAAAUGCUAAAACUAGGAGGAGAAGAUGGGGUUCUUGGUUCAGGCCAGACCCUCCUAGGAAAAUUAUUCUAUAUCCCUGAAUAUAGAGAAUUCCCUGUGCAUCUCCUCAAUACCUACACCCCUGUCAAAAUGUCCAAGGCAUACUUGAAAGAUUUGGUGGAGUUGACCCAGAUACAUCUGAAACUAGUGGAAGAGUUCUCAAAGAGCACCUCUCACCUUAUGGUGAAGAAGAAAAAUCAGAGGAGGAAGAGAAAGAAACAGCCAAAGAAGGAUAACAACUCAAAUACAAAUGGACAAACUAAACUCCAUCAAGAAGAGGAUUUGGAGGGUCUAUGGCACGAAUUGAAGAGGUUGAUUGAAGGUGAAGGAGAGAUUGCUGAUGAUGAACCUGUAGUUCCCUUUGAUCCUUUGAUGGGUACUGAUGAGAUGGAAGGGAAAGCAGAGGCUGUUCGACGUAUUCAGGCUGCCUUGAAGGCCAAGAAACCAAGUCGUGCUCGAGCUCUUCUUCGGGCUGCUAGGGAAGUAUGGGGAGAUGAAACAUUUGGUGAAGAUGGCAGUACUCCUGAGGAUGAGGAGAAUCUCCUGCAUGAGAUUCUUCUUGUUCAACUUCCCAGAUCGGGUGUUAGGCUUACUCUUGCUUGGAGCUUGAUGAAACAAAAGAGAGUGGGAUUUAAGUUCCUCAAGCUAGGAUUGUUUGACAGCUCUUCUUGCAGUUUAUCAUCCAUUGAGUGGAAAUGUAUUGUUGAAGUGUUAGUGCAGUUUCAAGUGGAACAUCUGGAAUGGAAUUGA
This is a messenger RNA of Darwinula stevensoni, 2133 nucleotides long. NCBI's taxonomy places the organism in Eukaryota, Metazoa, Arthropoda, Ostracoda, Podocopida, Darwinulidae. The record is from the annotation of a GenBank genome assembly.